Messenger RNA from Strongylocentrotus purpuratus (purple sea urchin), 3249 nucleotides. Its product is annotated as cationic amino acid transporter 4-like. The transcript is spliced from 3 exons. Gene Ontology annotation, biological process: transmembrane transport; amino acid transport. The coding region runs from base 49 to 1533 and encodes 494 amino acids. Gene Ontology annotation, molecular function: amino acid transmembrane transporter activity. The record is from RefSeq and is a predicted model, not a curated record. Gene Ontology annotation, cellular component: plasma membrane. Lineage: Eukaryota; Metazoa; Echinodermata; Echinoidea; Camarodonta; Strongylocentrotidae.
GAAUACGUCAUCACCGCUGCAGCCUUGGCAUCGUCAAUAACGGGCUACAUGGACAACCUGACAGGGUACGCCUUCAGGAACUUUACUGUAGAAGUCUUAAUGGACGGUCAGUUGUGGGAUGUUCCUUUUAUAGCACCAUAUCCGAAUGUAUUCGCUCCUGUCGCGGUAAUUGUGGUCACUCUGUUUGUGAUUAUGGGAGCUGAUGUAUCAUCGUGGGUCACCGCCAUCUGCAUGACCGUAAACUUUGGCGUCAUCGCCGUAAUCGUCGUCAUGGGUUUCAUGAAUGCUGAUAUCAGCAACUGGGAAGACUACGGCGGGUUUGUUCCGUACGGAACUUCGGGCGUGAUCGCCGGGGCGGCCACGCUCUUCUUCUCGUUCGUCGGUUUCGACGCCAUAGCGAUGGCCAACGAGGAGACGGUGAACCCUAGGCAGAGUAUCCCGAGGGCUACCGUUAUAGCUAUCCUGUUCACCGCCAUCUGCUACAUCCUUGCAUCCGCUGUCCUCACCCUGGUCGUGCCCUACACGGAGCUGGAUGAACUGUCGGCGUUCGCCAGUGUCUUCCAGGCACGUGGGAUCGAGUGGGCGAGGUGGGUGGUGGGUGUGGGUGCUCUUUGUGCCAUGUUUUCAGCCCUUGCGAUGAAUCUCUACUGCACCCCAAGAUCAAUAUACGCCAUGGCAUCCGACGGUCUGCUCUUUAGUUGCCUCAGCACUGUCAAUAGCUAUUUCCGUGUCCCAAUUUAUGCCACUCUAUUCGCUAUGUUUUUUGUGACCAUACCCGCUACGUUCGUUCCUCUACCCGAACUUGUUGAAUUCAUCUCCAUCGGUGUGCUCUUUGGAUACGCCUUUGUAGCAGGUGCCAUGAUCCUGCUCCGGUACGGACCAGAUAUCCUGAGAGAAGAUUCUGAGGACGGACUGGAAAUGCCCUCCUUGGGACAACAAGCUCCGGACGCUACUAACCAACAGCCCGUUGAUGAUAAUUCCGCGCUCUUGGACACCACAUCCGCAGACACUCCUGGGGCCCUGAAACAUCGGUUUCGUUCAACGCCUCUCCUACGCGAACUCGGGCGCUUUGACCCAGGGUCGACUGUCAUGGUCAGCCUCCUAUGUUCGGUGUUCUUCACAUUCUGCACCUUAGCCCUCGCAGAACACGCUACCAAGGAACUCGCAGCUGGUGAAUGGUGGGUGAUUCUGCUUCUCAUCUUGUUUAGUUUCUGCGCCGUCGGGACGUUUCUGGUCAUCCCUCUUCAUUAUCAGAACAGAGAUACAGGAGAAUACUACCGGGUUCCUUGGGUUCCUCUCAUUCCUUGGCUUAGCAUUGUGUGUAAUAUAGUACUCAUACUAAAACUCCGGGAAGUCACGUUGUUACGUUACCUGAUCUGGCUGGUAGCCGGUCUAACCAUCUACUCGAUAUAUGGAUACCGGCACAGCAAACUUGGGAGGAGCCUGCAACGAAAUGAUAGUCCGGAAGAACAUCGCUCUGACGAGGGAGCAGCUGGAAGUAGCGCCACCUACAUGUCUGUGUAUACCAAUUAAACGUUCACGCACACACACACGCACACACACACAAACACACACACACACACACACACACGUACACAAACGCACAGAUAUUUACACAACAACCAGGACUGCACACUUACGUAUUGGUAAAUUAAAAAGAAGAAGCAAUAAUUAAGAUACUCCGUACAAGAAUGUAAUAUAUUUACAGAUUUUAGCCCUUAGGGCUUUAUCAAGUAAUGAUUUUAUUACAGUUUGAAAUUGUUAUGCGUCAAUACACACACACGGAUGCACACACGCAUAUAAUAUAUAUAAUGAGACAUUUAUAAUGCGUAACUUAUCAACCAGAUGGUGCUCAAGGCGCUUACGAAACAAAUGAAAUGUAAUUCAAUAAAUAUGCAAUUUAUUGAACAUGGUUGUAGCAUAUCAAAGUCUGUGGGAUAUCAACUGCAGAACGUUGGGUUUAUACGAAAAUCUUUGACUCGACAACUAUGUGCACAAUUAAUCCAUGCAUUAAUCUCAUAUCGCUUAGAUUUUUUAUAAUUUUAUUCUUUUUUGACUCACCAAACAGCAGCAAGUCAGACUGCAAUCCCUCCAAAAUUCCAGUGCAAGUCUCCUUACUUUCACACCAAGAAUGCCCUCUAAUUCGCCUAUAUUAUGCUCUCUUCACUGGCUACCUGUCCAGGGGAGGGUCCACUUCAAAAUUAUGUUACUUGUUUAUCGGGCCCUCCAUAGAAUUUCGCCUCAAUAUAUUGAAGAUUCGCUACACCUCUAUAAUCCGACUCGUACCUUAAGAUCUGGAAGUGAUAAUUUGCUGCAAAUUCCCCGCAUCCAUCAUUCAUGGUGAGACAAUGCUUUUUCGCAUGCAUUAUGGAAUAAGCUUCCCCAAUCACUUCGCUGUAUUGCAACAUACUCCAACUUUAAAGAUCGUCUUAAUCUGUAACCCAGUAUUUCCUUAAGUUGUAUAAGUUCAUUUUACUAAAUCUAUCAUUAAUAUUGUAUUUGUAUAUACAUCUGAACUUAAUUAGUAAUCACCCUUUAGUCUCUUUGGCUGCCCAUGUGGGGCCUGGUGGCCUCGGAUGCUAGAGCUCCUGUGAAUCAUGUGCUGACUGGACUAGUCCCUGACAUUGUCAGUGAACGGAGCAGCUGGAGGGUAUCGGGCCACACCGGGCAGAGCUGAGGAUUGAAAUGGGUGAUACAAAUGUUGCAAUUUUUUUUCAAAUUUAUGAUGGUAUAACUCUAUUAUCAAAAAAAAACAUUUACUUUAUUUGUAGAACUGUUGCUGAGCUAGCACCAUGAGCGUCCCUGGACAGUGUGUGCGCUUUAUAAAUGUACUAUUAUCAUUAUUAUUAUUAUUAUUAUUAACACAAAUACUUUCAGAGAACAAAAUGUAUUUCGGAGAAACCUGUUGUCGUUAGAAAUGUUUUUAGAUGUUCCUUAAAGCGAUCUACAGUAAAACUGUUUUUACAAUGUUUCAUGAUAUAUAUUCACACUAUAUAGAGAAGCAAUGAAUUUGAAGAUACGAAAAUUGUUUUUCUCGUGCAAUUAAUUUCUUACCACAUAUCUAUGAGACCUCUUUCUACUGAUAUUUUGUAUAAACUAUUAUUAUUAUUAUCAUUAUUAUUUAUAUAAAUUCAUAUGUAUAUGCGUGUAUACGUUAUUCUUAUUUUCUUUGUUCGAAUCACUUCACAAAGACUAAAUGUUUGAAUCUAAUAUGUUGGUGAUCUAAUAAAAAGUCUUGGAUUAAAAGGA